This is a messenger RNA of Didymodactylos carnosus, 1983 nucleotides long. Lineage: Eukaryota; Metazoa; Rotifera; Eurotatoria; Philodinida; Philodinidae. The record is from the annotation of a GenBank genome assembly.
AUGUCACGCGCAAUUGAACGAAUUUAUAAAGAUUAUAGUAAAGCGAAGAAAAUGGUUGGAGAUCAAGCACUAUAUUCAUCAACGCUUGAUAAAGAACGAUUUAGUGAUUUUGGUACAUCACCGGCCAUGGCUCAUCUUAUACCUAGACGAGAUCCAGAUUUAAAUCAAGAUGAAAAAAAAUAUCUAGUUGCUGCUGAAAGCGAUAUGGCCAAUGUAAGAAAAUAUUUGGAAGCAUCGAUAUCAAAUGAAAAUGACAUUCAUAUUAAUAUUAAUUGUAUUGAUCCUUUGGGAAGAAGUGCAUUGUUAAUAGCUAUUGAAUAUGAAAAUUUGGAAAUGAUUGAAUUAUUAUUAAAUUAUAACGUUGAUACGGGGGAAGCAUUAUUGCAUGCAAUUGAUGAAGAAUUUGUUGAAGCUGUUGAAUUGCUACUUCAGCAUGAUGAUCAAAAACGAAUGACAGAAGAUAAACAAUCAUGUGAUCAAUAUUUAGAAAAGCAACAUCCGUUGUUUGGUUUAGCACAAGAUGCGUUGGAGAAGCAAAAAGACGACGUUACACAAAAGGUAACCGAGCAAUUGAAUCUAAGUACAUCAAGAUCUUAUACUCCUGAUAUCACUCCUAUUAUAUUGGCCGCUCAUCGUGAUAACUAUGAAAUAAUCAAAAUACUCACCGAUCGUGGUGAAUUAGUAUCGAAACCACACAAUGUUAGAUGUGAUUGUGAAAAAUGCUUGAUUUAUAAUAAAGAAGAUAGUCUGAGACAUUCACGCUCACGUAUUAAUGCGUAUAAGGCUUUAUCGAGUCCAUUUUACAUUUCUGUAUCGAGUCGUGAUCCAAUUAUGACUGCAUUUGAAUUAAAUCGUGAACUAAAACAUUUAAGUCGAAUUGAAAAUGAAUUCAAAGAAGAAUAUGAAAAAUUAGCACAACAAUGUCAGGAUUAUUCAGCAGCACUAUUAGCAGAAACACGUAGUUCGAAAGAAUUAGAAAUUAUUCUUAAUUAUGAUAGUGAAAAUCCACCAGUUAUAUCAGAAACAGAAAAAAUGAAUUUAGGUCGAUUAAAAUUGGCCAUACGUUAUAAACAGAAAAAAUUUGUGUCCCAUUCUCAUUGCCAACAAUUACUUGCAUCCUUGUGGUAUGAAGGUCUACCAGGUUUUCGUCGUCGACACGCUGUCAUCAAAAUUUUGAUUACGGGACUUGUUGGUUUCUUAUUUCCAUUAUUAGCUGUUGCUUAUCUACUAAUGCCAAGAAGUCGUAUGGGCAAAAUAAUGCGACAACCAUUCAUUAAGUUUAUUUGUCAUAGUACAUCGUACAUCUUUUUCCUGAUAUUGUUAUUUAUUAUAUCACUAAGAAUUGAUUUUGGAAAAUUGUCUGAUAAAGAAGAGGAUAUGAAUGAACGUCGAGGACCACCACCAAAUCCGGUGGAAUUAGCUAUUAUGAUUUAUGUAGCUGGAUUUAUAUGGGCCGAAAUAAAACAGUUAUAUCAAGAAGGUCUACAUCAGUAUAUGGCUGAUACAUGGAAUCUGUUAGAUUGGAUAACAAAUUGUUUAUACGUUGCCACAAUUGUACUGCGUGUUAUGGCCUUUAUCAAAGUAAACAGAGAAGAGCGUGAUCGAUUACUUAAACCAACUAAAGCAAACUCUACAGCAGUGACACAAUCGGCACUUCAUGUUCAUAGAAGAGACUGGGAUCCGUGGGAUCCUACUCUAAUAUCUGAGGGUGUUUUCGCAGCUGCCAAUAUUUUUAGUUCAUUAAAAUUAGUCUAUAUUUUUACCAUCAAUCCACAUUUGGGGCCAUUACAAAUAUCACUAGGACGAAUGGUUCACGAUAUUCUAAAAUUUUCUGUAUUAAUUAUGUUAGUAGCAUUUGCAUUUGCAUGUGGCCUCAAUCAAUUAUUCUGGUAUUAUGCGCGAAUGAAAAAACGAGAGUGUUUAGCACAAGUAGCACCGGAUGAAUAUUGUUUAAAGGACAUUUACAAACAUUUUUCCAAGUAG